Molecule: messenger RNA, 1098 nt
Organism: Emericellopsis cladophorae
Lineage: Eukaryota; Fungi; Ascomycota; Sordariomycetes; Hypocreales; Bionectriaceae
Product: L-xylulose reductase-like protein
Exons: 1
Coding region: 1-1098 (365 amino acids)
Molecular function (GO): oxidoreductase activity, acting on the CH-OH group of donors, NAD or NADP as acceptor
Source: RefSeq, a predicted model, not a curated record
AUGGCUUACGCCGCACGAAAUAUUCUGCGCAUGGGCCGGGCUACUGCCCCCCUCACCCGCCUUUCCACGCCUCAGGCUGCGACACGCGCCUUUUCGACAACCUUCGUCAACAAGGUGUCCGAGUCCGAGCCCAAGCGUAGUGUUGUCCGCGAGCGCGAGGUCCCGGUCACGAGCUAUGGCGCCGGAGAAGGCCAGGGAGAGCACAGCACAGUCAGUGUGGGCGCGCAUAACUCGACCGUCCCCUUUGAGUCGCCGCAGCCACCUCUCGAGUACGAUGCCGUGCAGCCCCUUUCGAAGCGUGUGCACGAGGCUAUGCCGCACACUCUCCGCAACAUGACUGUGUACGGACAGACCAUCAUCGUCACAGGCGGCGCUCGUGGUCUCGGCAACCACAUGGCUCGCGCCUGCGCGGAGGCUGGUGCCAAGAACAUUGUCAUCUUCGACGCCAACCAGGAGCUCGGCGACCAGGCUGCUGCCGAGCUUCACGACAAGUCAGGUCUCCCCGUCUCCUUCUUCAAGGUCGACGUUCGCGACGGCGCCGCCAUCAACGCCGCUGUUGAGUCCGUCGUCAACCUCUACGGCUGCCCCGACUCUCUUGUCAGCGCCGCCGGCAUCGCCGACUCCAACAUCAAGGCGGAGACCUACGACCCUGCCAUGUUCCGUCGCUUGAUCGACAUCAACCUGACCGGCACCUUCCUCAUGACCCAGGCUGUUGGCCGUGCCAUGAUGGCCGCCGGCAAGCCCGGUUCUCUGAUCCUGAUUGCGUCCAUGUCCGGCUCCGUUGUCAACUACCCCCAGGAGCAGUCUUGCUACAACGCCUCCAAGGCUGGUGUCAUCCAGUACGCCAAGUCCAUCGCCGCUGAAUGGGCCAAGUACGACAUUCGUGUCAACUGCAUCUCCCCCGGCUACAUGGACACCGCUCUCAACCGCGUGCCCGCCCUCGAGGCGCAGAAGAAGAUCUGGAAGUCCCUGACGCCCCAGAAUCGCCUCGGCGGAGUCGAUGAGCUUAAUGGGCUCUGCGUCUUCCUUGCGUCUUCCGCUUCGCGCUUCAUGACCGGGAGCAACAUUCUCAUCGACGGUGGCUACUCCUGCUACUAA